Molecule: messenger RNA, 4906 nt
Organism: Caretta caretta (loggerhead turtle)
Lineage: Eukaryota; Metazoa; Chordata; Testudines; Cheloniidae
Gene: ADAMTS2
Product: ADAM metallopeptidase with thrombospondin type 1 motif 2
Biological process (GO): extracellular matrix organization; proteolysis
Molecular function (GO): metalloendopeptidase activity; zinc ion binding
Source: RefSeq, a predicted model, not a curated record
GGGGAGGUGUCCCGCAGCCAGAGUUGGCUCCAGGAGGGAGGGGAGCCCCGGGACUGCUGCCAGGGCUAGCUGCGGAGCCGGGCUGCGCUGGGUGGCAGCGCGUCUGUCAAUCAGCCUGACUUCACUCCCGCACGCCCUGUGUUCUCUGGUGCUGCGCUCCAGCCGCCUCCUGGUGUCUCUGCUUCGCUGCGAGCCCGCAGAGCGGCCGCCGCUGCUGCUGGGUGCAUGCACCAGGGGACCGGAGCGGGGCUGGGGCGUCCCCGCCGCGUUCCGGGCGGCGGUGCGGAGGACCGGGCGGCGCCGGGCUGCCCUCAGAUGGUUUUGGGUAGCGGCGGGGAACUUUAACGCUGGCUCCGAGUGUUGGGCUCGGUCUGCGGUUCAGCUGCAAUGGAUCCUCCCGCGGCGAUCGCCUGUCUGCUGCUCUGCUGUGCGCUCUUCCUGCCCGCGAGCGCCCUGCAGAGCUCCAGGGAGAGAGAUCCUAUUUUGAGGAAUAUAGAGGAAUACAGACUUGUCGUUCCAAUCAGCACAGAUUCAGAGGGCAGGUUCCUAUCUAAUCUGGUGUCUGGACCUCCAAGGGGGCGCUUCCGAAGAGAUGCUGGGGAUUUGCAACAUGAAGCUUCAAAUGAGCAAAUAUUUUAUAAUGUCACUGUUUUUGGAAGAGAGUUUCACUUCAGGCUGAGACUGAACUCUAGGCUGGUUGCCCCUGGAGCAACAAUUGAAUGGCAAGAGGAUUCUAAUGUGACUCAUAUUGAACCACUCCAUGGGAAUUGCCUAUAUGUUGGGGAUAUCACUGAUUUGCCUAACGCUUCAGUUGCUAUAAGCAACUGUGAUGGGCUGGCUGGCAUGAUUCGCACAGACAAGGACGAGUUCUUCAUUGAACCUCAGGAGAAGGGCAGUCAGGAGGAAGAUGGAGGCAGGACACAUGUGGUAUAUCGCAGAACAGCUGUCAAGAAGCCACUUCCCACUGAGAACAGAGAUAUCCAGUAUAAAGCAGCUGACCUGAGUAAUCUGGAUAACUUUGUCAGUAUGCUGAGCCUCAUUGAAGACCAUGUAAACAGCUCAAGAAAGAGGUAUCGGAGGCAUGCGACUGAUGAUGACUACAACAUUGAAGUUCUCCUGGGAGUUGAUGACUCAGUUGUGCAGUUCCAUGGAAAAGAACAUGUACAGAAGUACCUUCUGACCCUGAUGAAUAUCGUGAAUGAAAUCUACCAUGACGAGUCCUUAGGUGCCCACAUUAAUGUUGUUUUGGUGAGGAUAAUCAUGCUGAGCUAUGGGAAAUCCAUGAGCUUAAUAGAGAUUGGGAACCCUUCCCAGAGUUUGGAGAAUGUGUGUCGCUGGGCCUAUCUACAACAGAAGCCUGACACUGCACAUGCAGAAUAUCAUGACCAUGCUAUUUUUCUCACAAGGCAGGAUUUUGGCCCAUCUGGCAUGCAAGGCUAUGCUCCAGUUACUGGAAUGUGUCAUCCUGUACGAAGUUGCACCCUCAACCAUGAAGAUGGUUUUUCCUCUGCAUUUGUGGUGGCCCAUGAAACUGGGCAUGUAUUAGGCAUGGAGCAUGAUGGCCAGGGCAACAGGUGUGGGGAUGAGGUCCGAAUGGGGAGCAUCAUGGCCCCCCUUGUCCAGGCUGCGUUCCAUCGUUUCCACUGGUCUCGCUGUAGCCAACAAGAGCUGAACAGAUAUCUACAUUCCUAUGAUUGUCUGCGUGAUGAUCCGUUUGAACAUGAUUGGCCUCCCCUUCCCCAGCUGCCAGGAAUUCACUACUCCAUGAAUGAGCAGUGCCGUUUCGAUUUUGGUUUGGGCUACAUGAUGUGCACAGCUUUCCGUACGUUUGAUCCCUGCAAGCAGUUGUGGUGUAGCCAUCCCGAUAACCCUUACUUCUGCAAAACAAAGAAGGGACCACCACUGGAUGGGACUAUGUGCGCGCCUGGAAAGCACUGCUUUAAAGGUCACUGCAUCUGGUUAACUCCAGAUAUCUUGAAACAGGACGGAAAUUGGGGAGCAUGGAGUAAGUUUGGCUCCUGUUCUCGAACGUGCGGUACAGGGGUAAAAUACAGGACACGGCAAUGUGACAAUCCACACCCAGCUAAUGGAGGCCGUACAUGCAUAGGGCCAACCUAUGAGUUCCAGCUUUGCAACACUCAAGAUUGUCCCAAGGAGUUUGAUGAUUUCAGAGAGGAGCAGUGUAGACAAUGGGAUCCUUACUUUGAAUAUCAGAAUAUGAAACACCACUGGCUCCCAUAUGAGCAUCUCGAUGCUAAAGAAAGGUGCCACCUAUACUGUGAAUCCAAGGAGACUGGUGACGUAGUUUAUAUGAAACGAAUGGUACACGAUGGAACCCGCUGCUCAUAUAAAGAUUUUUAUAGCAUCUGUGUGCGAGGGGAUUGUUUGAAAGUUGGAUGUGACAGGGUAAUAGGUUCCUCGAAGCAAGAGGAUAAGUGUGGUGUCUGUGGUGGAGAUAACUCCCACUGCAAGGUGGUGAAAGGAACGUUCUCCAGGGCACCGAAGAAACCAGGGUACAUUAAGAUGUUUGAAAUUCCUGCUGGUGCAAGGCACUUGCUUGUACAAGAAACAGAUGCCACCAUUCAUAAUCUUGCAAUUAAGAAUCGAGAAACAGGGAAAUUCGUUUUAAAUGAAGACAACUAUGUACCAGAUUCUAAAGUAUUUGUUGACAUGGGUGUGGAAUGGGAAUACCGGAAUGAUGACGAUAGAGAAACAGUGCAGACCAUGGGGCCUUUGAGCAAUGGAAUAGUCAUUCUGGUGAUUCCUCAUGGCGGUGCCAAGAUUUCUUUGACUUACAAAUACAUGAUCCAUGAAGACUCCUUAAAUGUAGAUAACAACAAUGUUUUGGAAGAUGAUUCAGUAACACAUGAAUGGGCUCUGAAAAAAUGGUCCCAGUGUUCAAAACCCUGUGGAGGAGGUUAUCAGUUUACGAAAUAUGGUUGCCGGAGGAAGACAGACCACAAGAUGGUUCAUCGGAGAUACUGCGAGACGAUCCAAAAGCCAAAGCCUAUUCGCAGAGUGUGCAAUCUGCAGGAAUGUUCCCAACCAAUAUGGGUUACAGGAGAUUGGGAGCCCUGCAGCAAAAGCUGUGGAAAAACAGGAUAUCAAGUACGUUCUGUACGAUGUAUCCAACCCCUGCAUGACAAUACAAAUCGUUCUGUUCAUACCAAAUAUUGCAACAAUGAUCGUCCAGAAGGCCGAAGGUCUUGCAAUCGAGAACUUUGUCCUGCACAGUGGAGGAUAGGACCCUGGUCACAGUGCUCUGUAACUUGUGGUAACGGCACACAGGAACGGCAGGUUUUGUGCAGGACGAGAGACAAUGCUAGUGGCUAUUGUACAGAAGACAAACCGGAAACAAUGAGGAUCUGCAGACUAUCUCUAUGCCCCAGAAAUGUUUCUGAUCCAUCAAAGAAAACCUACAUGAUACAAUGGCUGUCAAGACCAGAUGGAGAUUAUCCCAUCCAGAAAAUAUCUUCAAGGGAACGUUGCCAAGGAGACAAGUCCAUGUUUUGUCGCAUGGAAGUUCUCUCUCGUUACUGUUCAAUUCCUGGUUACAAUAAGCUGUGUUGCAAGUCCUGUAAUAUGUAUAACAACAUAACAGAGGAUAAUAAUGUAACUGAUUCUAACCUAAAUAAGAACAACAUUGAGGAGAAUCUCCUGCCUACUCUCACUCCUCCAACUGGGGUGGUUGUCAUGCAGGCUACCGCUGGUCCUCCUCUGGUUUCCAACUCAAACGUCACCCAUUCCAAUGCAACUGAGGACCACCCAGAAAUUAAUGCGGUAGACGUGCCAUAUAAAAUCGAUGGGCUGGACAACGAAGUACCACAGCACAACCUCAUCCCACGGAGGAGGCUGCAUUACGAAAGGACAAAGAACCAAAGAAUUCAGGAGCUGAUUGCUGAGAAAAGAAAGAGGGAGACCAUUAGUAAGCUACAUUAAAAUGGAAAUACGGCACAGACGACAUUUUUCUCUCUUAUAGAGAUGUUACCACCACCAUCGUAAUGCCCAUGUCAUACAAACUAGAGAAAGAAAAAAGCGGUGCUAUGGCAGAAAUGCCAAAUUCUAAAGCCUAAAACAAACAGGAAUGUAAGACUGUUUCAUAACGCUCGUUGAAACGUUCUGAUGGCUAGGGUUCCAGGGUGCUAUAACGUACUAGUGCAAUAUCAGUACAGUAUUUCACUGAAUCCACACAAACCUAUUACCUAGCCCAGAUCAGCCGGUUUAUGGAUUUUGGGCUCUUUUCACUCCUCAAUGCCUUGCAUAACUCCUAGGGAAUGCUAAUGGGAGUUGCAUUCAACAGGGAGGAGAACAGAGUCUGUUACCUACACAUGCCUUUAAUAGUGAUAACCAGUUGAUCAAGAGAAGUAUUGCAUCAAACCAUACAAUAAAUUACUCCCAGAUUCAGGAUGGUAUUUAAGUACAUGCAUGACUUUAAACAUGUAAGUAGUCCCCCUUCCUUAAAUGGAACUAUUCUCAUGGCUACACUUACCUACCUUUCUUAACUGGAACCUUACAUUUGAGAUUCUUUGUACACCACAUAUUUAAUCUAAGUUCAGAACUGAUAACCAGUAGUUUGCAUGUUCCCAUAAAUAAUUUCAAAGCAUUUUUAUCUAUAAAAAUGAUUAACUAUUUGACUGGACCUAUACAAUUUAGACUGACAAUGUCCUAAUCUUUUGUUUGAGUAUCUUUAUUUCAUAGACUUUAAACUCCUGUUAUACAAUAUCCCCAAUGGUUUUAGUUGACAUUCUUUUCAGUCUACCUUUUAUCAACACUCUGUUUAACUUAAAAUGACUGGAGUCUCUUUUCCUUUCCUUUCCUUUCCUUUCCUUUGGUGCUUCAUGAAGAAAGUGUAAUUGUGUAUGUUAACAUUUUUCAUGGUACAAUGUUAUGUCAUUCUGAAGAAACA